AUGAGCACCUCCCAGCCCUCAGUCUUCCACCCAGGAAACACCGCCCUAAUCACAGGCGGCGCCUCAGGAAUCGGUCUCGCCCUCGCAACAAAAUGCAAAUCCGCAAACAUGAACGUCAUCAUCUGCGACAUCAACACCGAAAACCUGUCAUCUGCUCAGACGGCCCUCGAAAAGGUAGACGGGAGCGGGAAAGUUAAGACGCUUCAGCUUGAUGUAUCGCAGAUCGAGAAUUGGGAGAAGGCUAAGGAGUUGGUUGAGUCGGAAUUUGAAAACAAACUCCACCUCCUCGCUCUCAACGCAGGUCGUUCCAUCGCCGCCCCCUCAAAGCCCUGGAGCGAUCCAAGUUACUUCACUAACACGCUAGCAACCAACACCUUUGGCAUCACGAACGGGCUGUGUGCGUUACUUCCGUAUGUCACGGGACAUGAGGAAUCUAGCAGUAUCAUCAUCACAGGCUCGAAACAGGGGAUCACGAAUCCACCCGGAAACGCAGCGUACAACGCCAGCAAAGCAGCCGUGAAAUCUCUCGCCGAAUCCCUUUCAUUCACCUUAAAGGAUAAGAAGAACACGAGUGUGCAUUUGCUCGUACCAGGCUGGACAUUUACGGGAAUGACGGGCGGCGGUGGGGUGAAGGAGAAGCCGAAGGGCGCGUGGUUUCCGGGGCAAGUAGUCGAGUAUCUCGUGCAGAAGAUGCAGGAGGGCAAGUUCUAUGUUAUUGUGCCUGAUAACGAUGUAAGUGAGGAGAUGGAUCGGAAGAGGAUGCUGUGGGAUCGCUUGGAUCUUGUGGAGGGACGGCCGCCGCUUACGAGGUGGAGGAGGGAGUUUGAUGGGGAGUUUAGGGAGUGGAGUGAGAAGAAUAGUGUUUGA
Messenger RNA from Glarea lozoyensis ATCC 20868, 867 nucleotides. Its product is annotated as NAD(P)-binding Rossmann-fold containing protein. Gene Ontology annotation, molecular function: oxidoreductase activity, acting on NAD(P)H, oxygen as acceptor. NCBI's taxonomy places the organism in Eukaryota, Fungi, Ascomycota, Leotiomycetes, Helotiales, Helotiaceae. The coding region runs from base 1 to 867 and encodes 288 amino acids. Gene Ontology annotation, cellular component: intracellular anatomical structure. The record is from RefSeq and is a predicted model, not a curated record. The transcript has 2 exons.